AUGAAACGAGUACUUACUGUCGAUAGAGGACUUGUUUAGUCGGCGAAGGAGUACUUUUUAAUCUAAAGCUGUCGCAAGUACAUUUAUCUAGUUAUUGUUUUUACUGAGAUCUAGAUAUUAGCCUGUAGAAGAACACGUUUAGAGUUUUUUUUUUAAUUAUUAUUUUUUUUAAAGAAAUAUUGCUACCCGCUAGCCAACAACAACAUCGCGCUGUAAUCGGAUGACGGCGAGCAUCGCUGCUUUAACUGAGCUGUUUGUAUGAAAGUCAGGUGCUGAUUGCCAGUUGAAUUAUGUCCACAUUGUCUAUGGAUAAAGAACUGCAAGAGAGCUUAAGAGAGGCGAGUGCUAUUGGAGACCUUGAUGAAGUGCGGAAUCUAGUCGAGAGCGGAGUAAACAUCAACUCCCAGAAUGAAAUCAAUGGAUGGACAUGUUUACACUGGGCAUGCAAGAGAAACCACAAACACAUAGUGGCAUAUCUUCUGAAUUCUGGGGCCGACAAAGAAAUUCUCACUGCAAAAGAUGAGUUAGCUGUUCAGUUGACCUCCAAACCUGAGAUCAGAAGACUGCUUGGAGUAGAGGAAGAGGAAGAUGCGUCUGAAGUAAAGGAAGCAGAGCUGCCAAUUAUUCCAAACUAUCUGACGAACCCACCUUUCCUGUAUUGCAAGAUGGAAAAGAGUGACCUGAGUGUAGCACGACAUGUUUCCCAGAAUGGCACCAGUGACCAUUUGGAAACUGUAGUCUCAGAGCCAGCCACUUUAUCUCCCAUACAGCAGCAGCAGCAGCGCCUGUACUCGGAUGGCCAAAGCCAACCGGCAUUGUCCUACGUCUCCAUGGUAGAGCCGAGCAGCAUUGUGCCAAACCAGGUGACUAAUGGGACCUUGUCCGUGGAGGUCUCCCCAGAGGUGCAUCACAACAACCAUAACGAGUACACUCACAAUCACAGCAUUGCCCAGAACAGCCCUGUUUGUCCCCCAAUCCCUUCCGCAAGUGCAGGCUCUAACCCCACCAUUACUCGGCAACAGUCUCUCCCCCAUCAGCUGAAUGGCUCUCAGCCUGGGGGCUCUAUGCCUGCCUUCCAGCCCUUCUUCUUCACCAGCACCUUCCCUGUAAAUGUGCGAGAACUCGUUUUGAAGGUGCGAAUCCAGAACCCACAUGCCAGAGAAAAUGAUUUCAUCGAGGUGGAGCUGGACAGACAGGAGCUGACGUACCGGGCAUUGCUGCGGGUCUGCUGCCGUGAGCUGGACAUUAGCGCUGAGCAUGUGGAGAAAAUACGCAAACUCCCCAACACUAUGCUCAGAAAGGACAAAGAUGUGGCUCGGCUUCAGGACUUCCAGGAACUGGAGGUGGUGUUGGAGAAGGCGGAGAGUUUGUCGUUGUUCUCUGGCCCAGGAGGGUUGAACGACAGGCCCUGCUACAAUAUGAAAGCCUCAAGGCUCACCUACUAGCUCCUGCCUCAAGACCCAGCAUGAGGCAGACUCGUUUGCUGCCCCAUCUGGGACUGUAUUUCAAAAUGCCUAAUUCAUACCUAGGUUCUGUUUUUGCCAUUUGACAGAUCAGCUGCCAUUCUUCCAUGUCCCUCCUCAGUCUGUGUACAAUGUUAGCCAUAUGCCUUUUCUCCCAAGCCAAUAUUUUGCCCCUGCAUGGUCCCACAGCUAUCCAAAGAACGAUGUGAGGCUCCCCUCCUCCACUUUGUUAGUGGUGUGGGUCCCCCCACUUCACAAGUCUUUGGUUUCAGUGUCUUUCAUGGUCAUGACGACACAUUUUCGGAGGCACUUGUUUUGAAUAUUCAAAAUGUUCUCGCUCUGCUUUAGGCCGUAUAUACAAAUCUGUCACUUCCCAUGCUGCUGACCUACGUGAAGUUUUCAGAUCUGCCUCACUGCUGUGUUUGCUUAUGAGGCCACUGUGUGGUUUUGAGCACAGCUCACAGGGACAGUUGUGACCUGUACCAGCACUUCUUAUUGUCAGUUAUGGCUAUUAACAUAUAUGCAUUCCUUUCCCAGUACAGAAUAAUUUAUUUGCACUGGCAAAGCACACAGCCAAUUCACUUCAUUGCUAACAUCUUUAAAUUAUGUUAGUGGGGGCUUUUUUUUUUUUAAAUAAAGUUCCACAUGGGAAAGCCAUUGUAGUUUGAUGUACUAAAAUACAGCAGCUUCAGAAACUAAAAAAGGAGGGGUGUUUUUCAUGUUCUGUGUAUUUUCCAGAUAAUCCCCCUCACACUAAAAAUGAUGACAAAUAGAAGGUACUUUAAAAAAAAAAAAAAACACGGGGCUUUUCUAAUAUAUUUUUUUUUUAAAUAAAUCCUUCGCUGGUGUGGUUUGGCGCCAUUGCUGCUCCUUCAGUCACUACAAACCAAAAACUAGUAAAACUUGGUCGAAAAACUUAUCCUCAUGAUCUUGUAUCAAGGCCUAAUAGUCAUUUUUCAUUCUGCACUGAAUAAUGUAGCAAAGAUUGCUGUUUUUAUUUAAAUGUUAAUUUUUAAAGGAAUGAAAGAUUCAAGAACAGGGUUUAAUGAAUGUGAGCUUCGACAAACACUUUCUUCUUCUUAUAAGUUUAAUAGGUGUAAUAAGAGGGAUGAAGUUAUUAUAAUGGAUAUUGUUCUCUGGACUUAAUUGCAGCACAGGUUUUAUAUUUAAGAAGCAGGAUUCAUACUUGAUGACUGAUUGGUCCAUUUAACAACAGUGCCGUUCGACGUAAGUAAUUCUCGAAGGCUCUGUAUUGUGGUCCCAGUUCCUGAGAUAAAUUUGCAAUAUUUUUGUCAUUUUUAUCUAAAUAAAAUUUGUAUAUGGGCCAAAAGACACAUUGCACAUGUAGACCUGGGGAUGUGCUUCAUUUCUUUGAGUUGUGUUCACAAACUUUUUAGUUCUGUAGAUAGUCAGGAAGUACAGUAUAAAUGUAGGAAAUUCAAAAGCAGGCACAACUGCAUAAAUGGAGAUGGCAUGGUGACUUUUUUUCUCUCUUUUUUUAAGCACACUAAUUUGAAACUCUUUUUGUCUUUGUUAGACACCUUUCUAAAACAAAUGUCUUAAUAUAAAAGCCCGCUUAAAAUGCAGAAACUGUUCAGCUUUAACUUUAGUCCCUCUAAAUAUUGUAUUGUUCUGUACUGUGAGUUUAUUUUAUAUAUUGUUUUAUAAAUUUGAUUGUAGAAAGAAAGAUCCAGAGCGCAGGACAUCUGAAAUGGAGCCAAGCAUUUCUGUCUGUCUGUCUCUGUAUCAGUUGUGUUUUGUAUACUCAUGAAAAUGCUGACUAUUCACAAGGUGGAGAAAGCUGCAAAGAUUCUGACUGAUGUAAGGCAUUUGAAAUUCUCUGUGGAAAAACUCGGUGUACUAACUGGUCAUGUUCAGGAUGAUGAAUACAGUUUGACUUAACCUAUGCA
Messenger RNA from Neoarius graeffei (lesser salmon catfish), 3373 nucleotides. RefSeq names its product ankyrin repeat domain 40 (gene ankrd40). The transcript has 5 exons. The coding region runs from base 291 to 1445 and encodes 384 amino acids. Gene Ontology annotation, molecular function: protein binding. Lineage: Eukaryota; Metazoa; Chordata; Actinopteri; Siluriformes; Ariidae. The record is from RefSeq and is a predicted model, not a curated record.